Molecule: messenger RNA, 2014 nt
Organism: Leptonychotes weddellii (Weddell seal)
Lineage: Eukaryota; Metazoa; Chordata; Mammalia; Carnivora; Phocidae
Source: RefSeq, a predicted model, not a curated record
GCCAGGCUGCCCGUGAAGGCGCCCUGCCCUGCGGGGGGAGGUGCCACUGCGCGGAGGCGGACCCCCAGAGCCAAGGAACCCCCAGGGCAGGCAUUCGGGCUGUCCUCAAAGCAGGACUGCCCGCAGGAGCGUGCAACUUCAGAAGUGUGUUGCGUCCGGGAGGGCAGGCCCUGGUACCCAAGGAGACCCCUCAGAGGCCCGAAGGGACACAGGGCAAGCAUUUGGGCUCCCCGAAGGCAGGGCUAACUGCAAGGGCGGGGAGACUCCCAGUUGGGGUCAGCAGUGCUCAGACCGUCCACACUGGCAUCCUGAGGGCCAGCGGACGUGGGCUGCAGAAGCCUGUGACCCCUUGGACUCUGCCAGGAACACUGAGCUUCUGUCCCUGGUGGGCCAAGGGAGGCUGGCUUUAUGCCGAGCACCCCCCACCCCCCGGUCCCCUCAGAAGAUAGGUAAUCCUAGGAAUUCCCAGGGCCACAGGCUGCCCCAUGAGGCUCUGGGUCCAGUAGAGGUCUGUCCCAGUGACCCUGUUCUCCUCCUGCAGAGCACCUGGUGAACGGGAGGAUGGACUUUGCCUUCCCGGGCAGUGCCAACUCCCUGCCCAGGGUGACUGUGGCCAACGCCACCUACGGCACCCACCUGAGCCCACAACUGUCCCACCGGGUGCUGAGCACGUCCUCCACCCUCACGCGGAACUACCACUCGCUGACCCGCACAGAACACUCAGUCUCUGCCACGCUGCCCAGAGACUACCCCACCGUCACCUCUGUCUCCUCCCACAACUCCCGCUUGGCUGCCGGUGUGCCCAACACGCCCACCCGCCUGGUCUUCUCAGCGCUGGGACCCACGUCUCUGAAAGUGAGCUGGCAGGAGCCGCGGUGUGAGCAGGCGCUGCAGGGCUACAGCGUGGAGUACCAGCUGCUGAACGGCGGGGAGCUGUAUCGGCUCAACAUCCCCAACCCCAGCCAGACUUCAGUGGUGGUGGAAGACCUUCUGCCCAACCAUUCCUAUGUGUUCCGUGUGCGGGCCCAGAGCCAGGAAGGCUGGGGCCCAGAGCGUGAGGGCAUCAUCACCAUUGAGUCGCAGGUGCACCCCCAGAGUCCGCUCUGCCCCCUGCCAGGCUCCACCUUCACCUUGAGCACACCCAGCGCCCCGGGCCCGCUGGUGUUUACCGCCCUGAGCCCAGACUCGCUGCAGUUGAGCUGGGAGCGGCCACGCAGGCCCGAGGGGAACAUCCUUGGCUACCUGGUGACCUGUGAGCUGGCCCAUGGAGGAGAGCCAGCCACCACGUUCCUGGUGGAUGGUGACAGUCCUGAGAGCCGCCUGACCGUGCCAGGCCUCAGUGAGAACGUGCCCUACAAGUUCAAGGUGCAGGCCAAGACCACGGAAGGUUAUGGGCCAGAGCGUGAAGGCAUCAUCACCAUCGAGUCCCAGGAUGGAGGCCCUUUCCCACAACUCGGCAGCCAUCCUGGGCUCUUGCAGCACUCACUGCCAGGCGAAUAUAGCAGCGUCACCACCACCCACACCAGCACCACCGAGCCCUUCCUCCUGGAUGGACUGACCCUGGGGUCCCAACACCUGGAAGCAAGUGGCUCCCUCACCCGCCACGUGACCCAGGAGUUUGUGAGCCGGACGCUGACCACCAGUGGAACCCUCAGUACCCAGGUGGACCAACAGUUCUUCCAGACCUGAGCCCCCCACCCUUACCCAACAGUGUGCUGGAACCUGGGCCCCCACCCUGCCUCCUCUCCCUGGCUGUGGCUCAGCUACUCCAUCCUUGGACCCCUCGCAGCCCGGCACACGCGCAUCCUGAUCACAGGGCCAGUACGUCUGGCUACAGAGCAGAGGGAAGGUGUCCUCUGGGAGGAAUGAAGGGAGCAGAGGUCCCAGAAGGCCCUUCUGGCUGCAAGUCCCCUACCCCAGGCCCAAGCCCAUCUGUGUGUAACCAAAGAGCUGGGAGAGCAUGACAAGGGCCCAGCUUUGUUCUGCACUUAAUAGAAGAUUUUGCUACCGCUCG